This is a messenger RNA of Phasianus colchicus (ring-necked pheasant), 8279 nucleotides long. It is a transcript of the gene RIN2, whose product is annotated as Ras and Rab interactor 2. Gene Ontology annotation, cellular component: endocytic vesicle; cytosol. Gene Ontology annotation, molecular function: small GTPase binding; guanyl-nucleotide exchange factor activity. Gene Ontology annotation, biological process: vesicle-mediated transport; signal transduction. Lineage: Eukaryota; Metazoa; Chordata; Aves; Galliformes; Phasianidae. The record is from RefSeq and is a predicted model, not a curated record.
AAAAUGCUUAUUCUCAUAGUUCUUGACAGUGUGCUGUGACAGGAAUGUUUUCGUUGUGCUAUUCCCUUGGGUGCUUUAUAUACUAGCGCUUUCCUUCCUAGCACUCUCCCCCCUGUGCUUCCAGGAUGGAAAUUACCUUGCUCUUCGUUAAAGGAGUUUGUUUUUAUGCAGAAGGAAUGCCCAGAGAUUGAAUUGGUCUGUGUUUGCCUUAAUAUCUUUAAUAAAUCAGCUGAGCUUCACUUCUGCUUUCUUGUGGCAAGCCAGCCAUGCAGAUGAAUGGUCAAAAGAGGAAGCUACUGAUGUUGUUCCCAUUUUUUAUGGCAACGAGCUUUACUUUCACAUUGUACAGAUCAACAAUGGCCAUUGCUCCAGAUGGAUUUGUGAAGAUUCAACUCACAAUGAUGUGAUUUAUGUUCUCUGGUUGUUAAGUAAAAUAGACUGCUACAAGCUGACACUUCUGUGGGAUAUGGAUUUUAGCUCAUUUAUAUGCAUCUUUCAUGGUUUGGGGUUUUUUUAGAUAAAUCAGUGCAUUUGUGUAAGCUUUAAAAUAAUUGGAGAUUCAUCUUGUAAUGCAGAUAUUAAUUUCAUCUUUUUGAAACAGCUGUAGGUGGGACUGGAAAUUUGAUGUAAACCUGUAGGUUUAAGUGGGUGUAGUGGGACCCUAACACUUUGCUUCUGUUAUUCCUGAUGGUUAAUGGCAGAUGAAUUGUUAUCCAGAGAAUGUUUUAACCACUGUGUUAAAGUGAAAUCUUUUUUUAUUUUCUAACUUACUGUUCAAGUAUUGGUUGCAAGAGGAAAGUAAUGGUGUGAGUGUUCUGUUUUAUUGGGCUGCAGAGUCUACUCUGAAGCCUGGUGGGCUUUGCUCCACAAAAUGGGUAAGGGUUGGUUGUUUAGAAUUACAUCCAUGGGUUUUUAAACUUUUUUCCUAUUAUUUCUGUAAAUACUACUGAAGUGUGCUAAAACCUUACUGCAUUACAUUUAAAUUAUUCAUGUUACCUAAAACAUUGAGCAGCACCUUUGUUGCCUGAGUGGUGAAGAACAGACAGCUGAGGUAAUUGAAGUCCUUCCCUGUGGCCUUGGUUGCACAUUAUUCAAGUUCUAAAGCUUUUGACAGUGUGGUUCUUUUACAGAGGCAGAAAGGAUGCUUUCUUCAUUUCAGUGAAUUCAGCUAAUUAAUUUCAAUGAUGGUUAGCUAAUUUUCAGUUUUAAAGCUGCUUGUAUCCUUGAGUGCACCAUAAGCAUGAAAGACUAAGAUUCAUUAUCUCUAAAAUCUUGGUGAAAGCACUUAAUUGGAAACAGUCAACUACAUUCCCCUAUUUUGCUAAUAAUUUUUAACAGAUUUUUCUGAUGAAAGCUAUUGUUUUGAGUGCAAAAUGUGUUUUGAUUAAAAAUGCUAGUAAAGCUAACCUCAGAAAGUGAAUAGUGAGCUUUCCAUGAAGAUUUAAUUGAAUUAAGUUUCCUAUUGAAACAGAAGUCAAAGAGUGAACAAACUUAAACAAAAUAAAAUCAUCUUCUGUUAGCUGUUUAAGGUAACAUAAAAUAUGAGAUCUGCAUAAAUUAAUCAACAUCAUUUUUUAUAUUACUACAUAAAUCUGAGCUGUGGGCUUCUGCAGAAGGAAAAAGUAGGUGCAAAUUAUAUAACUGAUAACUUCUGGUUGUGUGUUACUACCAAGCAAAUUGCAGUCAUUUCAUACAGUGCUUUCCAGAGUGCUUAUUGAAAACCACCAUUGCUAUUAUAACUUUGUAGUUAUUUUAUAACUUUAUAAUUGAUGUAAGAUGCUUUUAUUAUUGUGUACGCUGCAACCAGAAGUUGGUAUCUGGAUUUUGCAUUUGCAUCUAGAGAAAUUAGACCCAGAAGGAACGUGUGUUAUUCUUGGUUUUUUACCUUUGCCACGCAGCUGGGACAGCUGUGGAAAGUCAGGUCUGUGGGAUGUCUUGGUUGUGUUCAGAGGAAUAAGUACACAAAGAAGUCCACGAAGCCUCAUGUCUGCAGCUUCAGUGAUGUGUAUAGCUGUGUGGUGACUUACUGAGGUAGGGUCCCCCUGGUGAGAUUUUGGAGAUGCCUCCUCUUUUGAAGCCUAUGACACAAGUAGUACUGAGAAAAAGCAAUAUUGAGAGCGUCCUGUGUUCUUGUUUGUACCCAUUGCCUCUUGCUGCAAUUAGGCACCACUGAGCAGAGCCUGGCUCCACUUCACUGCACUCUCCCUUCUGCGUCUAUAUGGCUGUUAAUGAGAUCUCCUGAGCCUCUUUUAUUCUAUGAUAAAGUCCCAGCUCUCUCAGCAUCUCCUCAUAGGAGAGAUGCUGCAGUCCCUUGCUCAUCUUGGUAGCUCUAUGUUGGUCUCUUUACAGUGUUGACAGGUAUUGUUGUUGCUAUCAUUAACAGGUAUGUAGGUAUUUGCCAACCUUUUCCUCGGCAGCUGUGUCCCAUCCCUUCAGCUGUAACGGGAAGCAGAAGAAUGUGACAAUCCAGUUACUGAGGCAUGGGAGAUAAUCUUCAGAGAUUUAGUGCCAUCUCCCACCUAAUGCUUGCUGUGAGUUGGCUGGUGAAAUGAAACCCUGCUAGACUGCAGGAGUUACAGAAGUCCAGAUGCUUGCAGUCAGGAGUCACACUGUGUUAACUGUGGGAAGCCUUUACUGGAGCUGAACCAAUGUUCCCUUUGCAGUUUUAGGAAGGUUCUCUUCAUCUGUGUCUACUGCUGUUCUCUUUGCCCUCGUGAUCAUGAUGGAAACAGGCAAAAUAUUCCUCACUGCCAACUAACAGUGAGAUGGGAGAGUAAUGAACCUGGAGGCUGUGUUGUGCAAACCUUUUCACCUUGGCAGAGCUGACAGCAAUGCUUGUUAAGCUGCACUGCUAAACAAGUGUAAAUCAUCUUUAUUACUGUAUCCAGCCCAGUCUCUGACCCUCACCACUCUCCUCUCUGUGCACAAACCCUUUCAUGUUGGCUAAUGAGCAUGUCAGGGAUGACGUGCUAAGAACAAGGUUGUGCUGAUAACCAGCUUCCUUCAUGGUGAGGAAGCAGAUGUGGUCAUCUAGAUCCUUCCCUCAACUUUUCUCACACUCACAGAAGGGCAGGUAAAUUAUCCCAUCUUUCAUAGGGAGAGUGAAGGUAAAUCGUAGAGCUGCUUAAAUGCAACACUGCGAAGCCAUGGAACAGUGUUGGUCGUCCUGGUAUGUGCAGGAUGUGCAUGUAAGCACCAUCACUGUGACUGUACUCCCAAAGAGGGAGAAAUCUCUUCUAGUGUAUGUCAAUGCAGAAAGUCUGGAGCGGUCCCACAGUAAAUAGGAGAAACCUAUUUAUAGGUUUCACCUAUAGGUGAAAGUUUGGGUUUUAACCAGAUAGAGCAAGACACAGAGAUACAAACCAAAGGAAGAUCUCAGGCAGGGCUGAAAAGGGGCACUUGCUUUGCAGAUUUGUGAUCAAGAUGUAUGUUACAGCCCUGUGGGCAUGAGGGAGAUCAUCCUAGUUCUGGGAUUCAGCCAGUUUUUCAUCCUUUUUGCUGCCUGUUUCUGGGAGUUAGCAUGAAACAAGACAAACGCAGAACACCCCCACAACCUCCACCAGCAACAUAAUGGCUGCACGACACAACAUGUUGUACUGGUGCACAGAGGUCACAGCAACUUCUUAUUCUGUACGCUUCAGUGAAUCAGGUGAUCAUGAGGAGUUCAUAUGGUGGUUCUUUCCAUACUGUUGUUGUUUCCAGAGAAGUAAUGCACAAAUCCCAGUCCUAAAUAAUGUUGCAUUCAAAGAGAUGACGAACUCAUGCACUGUGUUUCUCCAUGGAUGGGAGCACAAGGGAGGGGCUGUGAGCCUCAGUAACCACAGGUUCCAAACAACCUGGCAACCUUUGUUCAAAUUCUAAGUUGGAUCUGUAGGACUUUGGCUGUGUUUGACAACAUUAAGCCACCCAUAUGAAGGAGGAGUGCUGUGAGCUGGGUAUGUCUGCAAACUGACUGGUAGCAAGCAGCGCCUGGCCUCAUAACUGAUACCAGUUUUGCACCUUCCUCUGCAUGUGAUGCAAUUCUUUUUCGUUGGCAAAGUUAUUUCCCUCUCAUACAGAUUCUCUCUGCAACAUAUUUAGUUUCCAUCCAAUGGGCAAUUAAACUCACAGCCAGAGUCUGUGCAUAACUCAUUUUGCCAUAGCUAUCUUUGGUUUGUAGCAUUGCUGGCUGUAACCUGUUCUGAAGUCUAGUAAAGAACAUGGAUAAUGUCUCUCCAGAGAAAAAGGAUGUAAAAGGCUGCCCUCGGGACUCUGGAUAUGACAGCCUGUCUAACAAGCUGAGCAUAUUGGAUAAGCUCCUCCAUACUCACCCUGUGUGGCUCCAGCUUGGUCUGAAUGAUGCUGAAGCCAUGGAAAUUCUGCGUGCACAGCCUCCUGGGAUAUUUUUGGUUAGGAAAUCUUCAAAACUGCUGAAGAAGGUCAUAUCUCUGCGUCUGCCAGGUGACUGUGGGCCCUGCCUGAAGGAAUUUGCAAUAAAAGAAAGCACAUACACAUUUUCCUUAGAGGGGUCUGGAAUAAGUUUUGCUGAUUUAUUCAGGCUCAUUGCUUUCUACUGUAUUAGUAGGGAUGUUCUUCCAUUCACCCUGAAGUUGCCUCAUGCUAUUGCUGCAGCAAAGACAGAAGCUGAACUUGAAGAGAUUGCUCAGCUUGGACUGAAUUUCUGGAGCUCUCCAGCUAACAGCAGCCCCUCAGAUGCUUCACCUCCCCGUAAGCCUGGGCCUUCAGACAGUGCUUGCAAAGACUCGCGUCAGCUCUGCCUUAUAAAUGGAGUGCAUUCUAUACGAACCAGAACGCCCUUGGAGCUGGAGUGCAGCCAGACCAACGGAGCUCUGUGUUUCAUUAAUCCACUCUUCUUAAAAGUGCACAGCCAGGAUGUCACUGGAAGUCUGAAAAGGCAGAGCCUGAAAUCUCAGGACGUGAAUGGCACUGAGAGGCCUCGCUCCCCCCCACCCCGGCCACCACCUCCUUCUAUUAAUAGCGUCCUCAUGAGCCCACAGCUUUCCAGGACUAUAAAGCAGACGAGCGUGCCAGAAACAGUCAACCAUAAGAAAGAGAGAGACUUGGAUUUGCUGCAGAGUAAACCAACCCCUAUUCCGCCUCCUCGGCUGAAGAAGCAGGCUGUUUGUGCAGAGGUGGAGGGCGGCAGCUCAAAGCCGGCCGCAAUUCAACCCGCCUGCAAUUCUGUGCGUGUGCCCGCAGCUGCUGACGUUGUAGGUGAAACCCCCCCACCUCAGCCAGCUCCAACAGCUUCCAAGAAGACUGCAGUUAGCAGCUCUGAGUCACACGUACCCUGGAAUGGAGGCAGGCAGAGGCUGAGCGACAUGAGCAUUUCUACCUCCUCCUCUGACUCGCUGGACUUCGAUCGGAGCAUGCCGUUGUUUGGCUACGAGGGGGACACUAACAGCAGCCUGGAGGAUUUUGAGGGGGAAAGUGACCAAGAAAGCAUGGCACCUCCAUUGAAACCCAAGAAGAAAAGAAACAGUUCGUUUGUUCUCCCCAAGAUUGUGAAAUCCCAGCUACGGAAAGUUAGUGGAGUUUUCAGUUCCUUCAUGACCCCUGAAAAGAGAAUGAUUAAGAAGAUAGCAGAGAUGUCCCGGGACAAACGCACUUACUUUGGAUGCCUGGUACAGGACUAUAUCAGCUUUCUCCAGGAAAACAAGGAGUGCCACGUUUCCAGCACAGAUAUGCUACAAACAGUUCGGCAGUUCAUGACCCAAGUUAAGAACUAUUUGUCCCAAAGCUCUGAACUUGAUCCCCCAAUCGAAUCGCUGAUUCCAGAGGACCAAAUAGAUGUUGUCCUGGAGAAAGCCAUGCAUAAGUGCAUUCUGAAGCCAUUGAAGGGCCACAUAGAAGCGAUGUUGAAAGAGUUUCAUACUGCAGAUGGUUCUUGGAAACAGCUAAAGGAAAACCUGCAGCUGGUACGGCAGAGGAAUCCUCAGGAACUGGGCGUGUUUGUUCCAACACCAGACUUUGUGGAUGUUGAGAAGAUUAAAGUCAAGUUCAUGACCAUGCAGAAAAUGUACUCGCCUGAAAAGAAAGUCAUGCUGCUGCUGAGAGUUUGCAAAUUGAUUUACACAGUUAUGGAGAAUAACUCAGGGAGGCUGUAUGGAGCUGAUGACUUCUUGCCUGUGUUGACGUAUGUAUUAGCUCAGUGUGACAUGCUGGAGCUGGAUACUGAAAUUGAGUACAUGAUGGAAUUGCUGGAUCCAUCUUUGCUGCAUGGAGAAGGAGGCUAUUACUUGACAAGUGCUUAUGGAGCACUUUCCCUGAUCAAGAAUUUCCAGGAAGAACAAGCUGCCAGACUGCUAAGUUCAGAAGCCAGAGAUACUCUCAGGCAAUGGCACAAAAGGAGGACGACUAACAGGACGAUACCUUCGGUUGAUGAUUUUCAGAACUACCUUCGAGUUGCAUUCCAGGAAGUUAACAGUGGAUGCACAGGAAAGACCUUACUAGUAAGACCGUAUAUCACUACAGAAGAUGUAUGCCAGCUCUGUGCUGAGAAGUUUAAAGUGGACAACCCGAAAGAAUAUAGCCUCUUUCUUUUUAUUGAUGACACCUGGCAGCAACUGACGGAAGAUACCUACCCACAGAAGAUAAAGGCUGAACUGCACAGCCGUCCGCAGCCCCAGGUCUUUCACUUUGUCUACAAGCGUAUUAACAGUGAUCCUUACAGUGCCAUUUUUCAGAACGACGACUCUGCCUCUUAAAGCCAGCAAUUGACAGUUUAACUUCUGUUUGCUUACCUGUUGAAAAUAACCUUGUUAGCUCCCUGCCUUAGGAGCCAAAACAGUCUAUGCAGGUUUUAAACUACAAAUGCCUAGGGAAAUGUGUGCAGACACAUCUAGUGUUGCUUAGAAAAAACAAUAAUACGUGUAAACCAUGCAUAUGGCUAGUUGUGCAGAAUAUUCCACCUGAGCAGUAAGCAGCCCAUGAAGCUGAAUUUCUUGUACCACAGACUUGCCUGAAAUGAAACAUAUUAUACUGUGGCCCUCUGCAGUUCUUUUUGCUGUAGUGUGCCAAAAUCUAUUUUCUUACACUCAUCCUUUAGCCAAAUGUCACUUUGAUUUAAAUAGACGUAUGUUAGAUAAUUACUUCAGUAAACUCUCUGGUGUGUGCUCAGUUUCACCAGCGUGAGUUGGACAAGACUGUCCGAUGCAGGGCAUCAGUUAGCUCAUUACCUGGAUGAUUGCAUCCUUUUCUAAUUUUUUUUUUUUUAUUAUUACAGAAAAGCUCCAUGUUUUUAUAUAUAUUUCCUAGAAAUUUUAUAGCAGUUGCAGGUAAACUGUCAGGGUUGUUUUUUAAAAUAUUUUUUUAACUAUAAAAUAUUCUAUAAUUAUGCAUGUGAUUUUAACACUUAAUAUACAAGAAUAAAUCUCUUGCUGGUUUUAGAGUAUUGCAUUAAAAGUCUUUUUGGUUUCUCUUCUUUUCCUGUUACGGGAGAGUUUAUGACAUUUCUGUUAUGUGUAAGAAGAUUGUAACAUUGGCACUGGUGAUUUCAGUGCCCUUAUCAGAACUUUAGGUACUGUUAUCUGGACUGUUGUUUAUAUGCAUUGUUUUAGAUAGAACUGGGUGGUUGGAAGGGGAAGUUGAAAAAAGAGGAUGUAGAGAAGGGGCAGAGAAAGAAUUUAAGAACCGAAUUUGGGAUUAAAAUGUAUCAGUCUGCUGGUUCAGGCUCCUUGCAGAAAACGAGCAAAGGUUGGCAAGGAACUUACAUGUAAAUUUUAUUGUAGAUUUGCAGAGGAAUUUGACAGCACCUAUCCCAGAUACUGCUGGUGUUAGCAGAGGAUUAGAUGUAUCAGUACAGUGAAUGAGAACACUAACCAUUUUGUACAGUCUGUCAGCACCAUCAAAAUGUGUUUUGGACUGAAGAGUAUGUUGUAGCAUUUCAUGACUCUUAAGUAACUCAGUAGGUGACAUGUGAAGGUCAGAGUCCUACGUAUACAAAGAUAAAAUGGUAUUGAAUAUGUGUGUUCUGUAGGCUUGUGCAAGAUAGCUGGUGCUGUGGGUGAUGCUGUGGGUCCUCCUGAAGUCAGGUAGGGCUGGCUUUUUGUUUCUUUUUUUUUUUUCCUAGAGAGUAAUGGAGUUUUCUCCAGAUCCUGUGUGGGCAGAUGAUUGCAGAAAUACAUCAUAAGCAACACGUGUAUUGUACAUACAAAGAUCUGUAGCAUUUUUAAUGUUAGUUUGCCAUGUAUUUGAAACCUCUGGCACAUGUUUGUAUUUCAUUUUGUAAAAGGCAAAUGGUGAAUUUUGCACAUAAUACAUUGUAAUACUGAAUAUAA